Messenger RNA from Brugia malayi, 3390 nucleotides. RefSeq lists its product as uncharacterized. Bases 1 to 3390 code for a protein of 1129 amino acids. The transcript is spliced from 23 exons. Lineage: Eukaryota; Metazoa; Nematoda; Chromadorea; Rhabditida; Onchocercidae. Gene Ontology annotation, biological process: protein export from nucleus. Gene Ontology annotation, cellular component: nuclear pore; cytoplasm. Gene Ontology annotation, molecular function: nuclear export signal receptor activity. The record is from RefSeq and is a predicted model, not a curated record.
AUGGAAGAAACGGCUGGUAAUCAGCCUGGUUUCGACCCAAACCAUGUGAUACAAAUGGAAGAAGCGGCAAAUAUACUUAUGUCACCGAAUAGUGCGUAUGAUGCUCGAAAAGCUGCUGAAGAAUUCUUCAUUAAUAUUCGUAAUGGAAAAUUUUCUCCAGAAUAUUGCCGUCUAGUUAUUGAAGCAACAUCCAGUGAAUUUGUUACCUUUGAGAUGGUUCAACUUAUGAUUAUGAAUCUUUUCAAACAGUGGUCCAUAUUCGAAUCACAGGUUUUUCAGCAAUGCUUCAAAUAUCUUCUAGAAAAUGCCGUCCAUAAAUUUAGGGCCUCGAAAUUAAUUCGAACCGAAAUGCUAAGAGCAUGUGCAAAGUUAUUAAAACGAUCUAUUUUUGAUGGUAAAGCUUGCGAUGCAGAUAUGUUGGACCAAACUGUUCAUUUCCUGUUGACUAAUGAGGAUCCGCAACUUCAAGCGAUUGCAUGUGAAUUUAUUGAAGCAAUUGCCCAUGAAUUUGCAACAUCGUGGAGGUCGUCUAAUCUUGGUAUCAGCUUUGAUUUUCAUGUCAGGGCUAGGCAUUCAUUCGAGAGCGGAGGCUUGCAGCGGUUGUUCGAAAAGUGUAUACGUACUUUCUCCGAAAUUCUCUGCACUGUUGAUCUCUCUUUACCAUAUUACAUGAGUAUAUGUGAAAAUUUUCUUCGAGUAGCCGAUUUAGUUCUUUCCUGGAAUUUCGAGAUUCGUCGUUUUCCGGUUCGAAUCACUUUUGCAAAUGAAGCAGCACCUGCUGCAACAUUGCGUCCUCCUGAAUCAUGGAAACCAAUCUUUCAGUCAGACGAAUUUUUACGCCUCUUCUUUGAGUUACACAAACGAGUUCGUCACAAUGAAAUACUUUGUAUGCACUCAUUGAAUUGCCUUAUUCAGUUAUCUUCAUUGAUAGGACCUGUUCUGACUGAUAGUGAACCAGUUAUUAGCCAGAAAUUAUCUACAACCAGUACUUCAAGCUUUAUUAAUGCUCAUGAUCGAUUUGUAUCAAAUUUUAUCGCUGGAUUUGUAGACAUUUUUGGAAGCGGUCCAUUAGAAGGAGAAAUACUUGGCCUUUGCUUAAUCGUAUAUAAAUUAUUGACAUAUCAUCGAAUUCUUUCGUUUCCGCGAGCCGAAAUGUCAUUUGUAACAUUUGUGAACAUUAUUGUACAAUGUACUGAACAUUUAACUUCGAUUGCUAUGCAGAAAGCUUUGAAAGAAGAUGAUCAUCUCUAUCUUGAGAGUUUGCAAAGCUUGUACGAUGGUUGGUGGGUGAUGCUUCGAAAUAGCGAUAUUAUCCGAAAUGCUUCCCGUUAUCCUGUUAAUUUCGAUGAAUCAACCCUAACUAUCAUUUCGGCGUUUAUGAGAACAGUUUUAUCGGAACCCUAUGGUUGCCGCGUAAAGGUUCCAAUUCAAGAAUGCGAUGACGAAGUUGAUGAUGACCGUGAAAUAUUUAAAGAAUUAUUGGUCUCUAUAGGGCGCUUUUCUGCGUUUUAUUCCCCUCAGUUGUUACCUCGGAUGUUUACGCUACUUUUUGACAAGUUAAAGCUAUUUCUGUCAUUCAUAGAAGUAGGAGUAAACGAUGAAACAUUAAAUACAUGGCGAGAUGAUAUGCAUUGGUCUUUGCUUCUAACUGGCUUUAUAUUAACAGUGAGUGAUGAUGAUGGUAGUUCACAUUUGCAAAGUGAUGUCCUGGAACAUUUUGAAAAUAAAUCAUAUGGUGAAGUUGUAGAGAUCUAUUCUGUGCCAUAUAUCAAAGCUUGCAUUGAUUCACCAAAUACAAUUACUGAUCGUGCAGGAGUAGAUCCUCUAACAAAAAUAAUAGGUGUAGUUUUGGCUUGGUGUUCCAUCGAACAUAAAUUAUUGAUGGAUCGUGGUGCUGAAGCAAUAAGUCCAGAACUAGCUCGUUCAUCACUUUGGUGUAUGAGACGUUUGAUAUGCUCAUUGGGUUUUCAUGUUAUGAAUCCUGAGGAUAGUGAGCAAUUAGCAAGUAUAAUAAAAAAAAAUUUGCAAGCAAUGGUCGAUUUUGCUUUACAAAAAUCUUUUGGUAUAUUAAACAAUUUGUCAGGCGAGCACAAACUCUGUCUGGAUGCAGUGGAAGUAUUUGUUGGUUUGGUAUGUGCUGGAUGUAAUGAAGCAGCAAAAAGUCCUUUUCUUUUUCCAUGUCUUUCAACGAUACAAAUUGAACGACUACCAGCUCGUCAUUCAUUUAUUAAAGUAUUAGUGCAAAUUGGUAGCAUGGCUAAUGAUGAAAAUGUAAAGAAAAUGUUAUCUGAAAUGGUAUUGCAACCACUUCGCGAAAGAUUUAUGUUACUGUCUAAGGAACGAACAAGCUUAGAAACAGAUCUCGUUGAUUUAUUGGAUUGUUUCGGUGGUUUAGCUGAAGCUGCUCAAAAUCAUAACACUCAUUUUCUGUUUGAAUACUUAUCACCAAUUUUGACAUCUUCAAUUAGUUUACUGCUAUCGUACAAAGAAUCUCAACUUCUUACUAAUGCAGUUUUGGAUUUAUUCAACAAUGUCACAAAACGUAUGGGUGUAUAUAGUGAAAAUCAUAGCGAUAUGGUUUUCCUCUGUGAGACAUUGCUAGAACUUAUUAGAGUAUAUCGGGAUGGACAGUUUACGCGUUAUAAAGUAAUUGAUGUUGAUGUUGAAGAGAAAGCAUCUGAUUUAAUCAUACUGUUGGAUAUUCUCGCCAAUGUUUUGAGCAAGGAUGACUUAUCGAUCAUUCCUUUAUCUUCAUCCGAUACAACAGAGUUUGCAACAAUGGGCUCUCGUGUUGCGUUAAUUGCUUUAGAGAUGUUAUUGCCUAUUAUGGAAGAUGAUCUGCUCAAAUUACCUUCCUUAUGCCGAAAAUUUUAUCGCUUCAUUUUAUAUUUUACUGAAAUGGCACCACAAACUCUUGAAAGUUUACCAGAAGCGCUAUUUGUUUCAAUUAUUGAAUGUCUUCGGCAUGGCUUGAGAUCAGAUUUCGGCCAAGAGAUUUCGUUAAUUUCUGCUGAAACAGUAACUGAAGUGGUUUCGUAUUUUACUCGACUUACACCAAAGAAUGAGACAGCUAUAUCACAUCUCGCUGUUCUUCUUGAGCCAACAUUUGGGUUGUGUCUGAGUUGCUCCUGGCAAGUAGAUUUACAAAAUGCUUCUGCAACGGCUCUCUUCGCUUUGAUAUGUUGCAAUCAGAUUGCUUUCGAGGAAUACGUCAAGCAGUUACUUUCUCGUGAUGAAAAUCGCCCAUAUCAGGCAACCCUUCAAUCAGCAUUUCAAGCUUUAUUACCAGCCAAUUUAGAGUUUCAUCUAGGUCGACGUGAAAAGCGUGAAUUUCGUGACCGUUUGGAGCAAUUUCUAAAUCAAGCACAGGGUUUACUUGUUGUUGAAUAA